Messenger RNA from Phalacrocorax carbo (great cormorant), 4598 nucleotides. The record is from RefSeq and is a predicted model, not a curated record. NCBI's taxonomy places the organism in Eukaryota, Metazoa, Chordata, Aves, Suliformes, Phalacrocoracidae.
GGCGGCGGGAGGAGCGGCGGGAGGAGCGGCGGCGGCGGCAGCGCGGGUCCCCGCCGCCCGCUCCGGCAGCGCGCUCCGGCCGGCGCAGGGGCGCAGGCGGCGCGGCGGGAGGAGCGGCGCGCGGCGCUGUCCCUUCAGCACCGGCGGGCGGGCGCCCCCCCCCCCGCACCGCCCCGCACCGCCCCGCACCGCCGGGAAGGGCGCGGGCACGGCUCCGCCGUAACCCCGCGGGGGCUGCAGCCGGCGCCCACCUCCGCUUCCCGCCCGGAGCACCUGUGGGCAGCGCCGGUGCCGAGAUUUUUUCUCCCCCGCCCCCUUUGUUCCCCUUUUUUUUCCCUUUUUAAAUUUUUUUUUCCCCCCUCGUGUGCUUUUGGCCACGUCCAACCAGGGGAGGGCCCUCCCCCUCCGGCACGUCCCUGCGCCCCGGCACCGCAGCGCCCGCUCUCCCGAAGCAUGGCCCCCCCUGCCCCUGCCCCUCCGCCGCGGCUGCAGCUCCCGCGGCCCCCGAGUGCCUGACUUCAGAGCGGGGCGGUGCAGCGCCCGGAGCCUCCGGCCGCGGCUUCCCCUCGGAGCGCCGCGGCCCCCGGGCAGCAGAGGCGGCCAGGGCCCUUCGCCCCCGCGGGCCUGGAGCGGGCUCCGGUUAGGCACCGACUGCUGCCGAGCAGCCGUCCCCCUACGGGCUUGCCGCCUGCCGUGCUUGCUUGGAUGAGUCUGCGACAUGCCUAAUAAGAGACGAGAUGGGCCAGGGCGACGAGAGCGACCGCAUUGUGAUCAACGUAGGAGGGACUAGGCACCAGACUUACCGCAGCACCCUACGCACCCUGCCCGGCACUCGGCUGGCCUGGAUUGCCGAACCCGAUGCCCACAGCCACUUCGACUAUGACCCUCGCACGGAUGAGUUUUUCUUUGACCGGCACCCGGGCGUCUUUGCCCACAUACUGAAUUACUACCGCACUGGCAAGCUGCACUGCCCCGCGGACGUGUGCGGGCCCCUGUAUGAGGAGGAGCUGGCCUUCUGGGGCAUCGAUGAGACCGAUGUGGAGCCCUGCUGUUGGAUGACCUACCGGCAGCACCGUGACGCCGAAGAGGCUCUGGACAGCUUUGGUGGGGCGCCCCUGGAUAGCAGUGCCGAGGACGGAGACAUAGAUGGCACCGGAGACUCUGGUGAUGGUGAAGAGGAGCUGGAGAUGACAAAACGCCUGGCACUUAGUGACUCCCCAGAUGGUAGGUCUGGGGGCUUCUGGAGACGGUGGCAGCCCCGCAUCUGGGCACUCUUUGAGGAUCCCUACUCCUCCAGAUAUGCAAGGUAUGUGGCAUUUGCCUCCCUCUUCUUCAUUCUGGUCUCCAUCACCACCUUCUGCCUCGAGACCCAUGAGAGAUUUAACCCCAUUGUGAACAAGACAGAAACUGAAUUCAUCGGGAAUGACACCCAGGUGCGGCACUACAGGGAAGCAGAGACUGAAGCCUUUCUCACCUACAUCGAAGGUGUCUGUGUGGUCUGGUUUACAUUUGAGUUCCUGAUGAGAGUCACUUUCUGCCCAAACAAGGUGGAAUUUAUCAAAAACUCUUUGAACAUCAUUGACUUUGUGGCCAUACUGCCUUUCUAUCUAGAGGUUGGACUCAGUGGCCUGUCUUCCAAAGCUGCUAAGGAUGUCCUGGGCUUCCUCCGCGUAGUCCGUUUCGUGCGAAUCCUGCGAAUUUUCAAGCUGACCCGCCACUUUGUUGGGUUGCGGGUCUUGGGACACACCCUCCGCGCCAGCACAAAUGAAUUCUUGCUGCUCAUCAUAUUUUUGGCAUUGGGCGUCCUAAUCUUUGCCACGAUGAUCUAUUAUGCCGAGAGAAUAGGUGCUAAACCAAAUGACCCUAGUGCCAGUGAACACACACACUUUAAAAAUAUCCCCAUCGGCUUUUGGUGGGCUGUUGUCACCAUGACGACCCUGGGCUACGGAGACAUGUAUCCUCAGACUUGGUCAGGCAUGCUGGUGGGGGCCCUCUGUGCUCUUGCUGGUGUGCUGACCAUUGCCAUGCCUGUCCCUGUCAUUGUGAACAAUUUCGGAAUGUAUUACUCCUUAGCUAUGGCUAAGCAGAAGCUACCAAAGAAAAAAAAGAAGCAUAUCCCGAGACCACCCCAGCUGGGAUCCCCCAAUUAUUGUAAAUCUGUCGUAAACUCUCCACACCACAGUACUCAGAGCGACACUUGCCCACUGGCCCAAGAAGAAAUUUUAGAAAUUAACAGAGCAGAUUCGAAACUGAAUGGUGAGGUGGCCAAGGCGGCGCUGGCAAACGAAGACUGUCCCCACAUAGACCAGGCUAUUACGCCUGAUGAGGGCCUGCCCUUUACUCGCUCUGGCACUCGGGAGAGAUAUGGACCCUGCUUCCUCUUAUCAACCGGGGAAUAUCCCUGCCCGCCUGAUGGAGGAAUAAGAAAGGGUUACGAAAUGUCACGGAGCCUUAACAGCAUAGCUGGCAUAAGUGGAAAAGCGAUAGGAUUAUCCUCAGUGUCUGCGCCCUACAGCUCUCCUAGUCCAGUGAGACGUUCUUGGUCUCCCAUCCCAUCUAUUUUGUAGCAUGGAUCAGUAGCAGAGAAUGGUCUAAAAAGCUUUAUUUUCAAUUAGCCUAUGCUAUGUUGCAUAUAAUCCAGGUGACUAAGUCUGAAGAUGCAAUGUCUCACAGUAGCACCUGCUGGGAAUGGUGUUACUACUGAUGCUAGGUGACAACACUCCUAACUAGCACUCAGAUGACAAUAGGCAGGCAUUUACGUAGUACUGGUGGGCCAUACAUGCUGCAUGGUAUCAGUACAUAGAAGGGUGGAUGCACCAGAUAAUCUCCUUCCUGGUGCAUCGGCUAGUAUACGCUUAUUUUGGCUAAUGGUGGAUCUACUGGCUCUGUAUGGAAUGGGUUAGGCAUUUAGUCAAUGCUGAAACAUGCCAACGAUGGAAGAUUUUGCUUUUCUCAGGAUAUUUUUGAGCCAUAGGAACCCUGCAGGAGUUUGAGCAAACAAGCACAGUAGGAUGAAACUUUGCAUGGGCGCCUAUUUUAAGCUGAAAGCAAUACUCAGACACACUGUAGAGAGGUCUCAGUCUGGCUGACUGCAUGGAAAAAAAAUCCUGUUGAAGAAGAAUAUGGCUGCCUCUGCAUGUAGCUAUUUCACCUUUUCCUCCUUCUUUUAAAACUAAGAUGCCGAGCUUGAUGUGAAAAGCACAGGGAAGAAGCUCAAGUACUGAUUGUAUUCUUUACAUGCAGAUCUUUGCAAAGAAAGUCCAGUCAUUGCUAAAUAUAUGCCAACAGAGGCAGUCAGAGUGACCUGACAAGGCAAGAUGGAGAUGAACAUUGAUGGCUAAUAAACAUCUCUGUGGAACUGUGCAGGCAUAGAAGACCUUCUCAUUUGGACAAAGUUAACUCGUUCCAUGCAGGUUUUAUGGAUGAUUCUUCGUGGUUUUGGAGUUGUACUAGAGAUGCAGGCUUUUUCUACGGCCAAAAUGUAACAAAACUGUAGAAGAUAAUUUUUUUUUAAUCUAUUUUUUUGUUCCAUAGCAUGAAUUGCAUGAAGACAAAAAUAAUAAAAAAAAACCACACAAAAAACCCAAAACAAACAAAAAAAACCCCAAACACCCAAAACCAAGAAACACUGCACAUGUAUGAUUAAGGAGAAAAAAAAGCAAAGUUAUAUAUUUUCUUUCAAAGCUCUUUACUUUUACAUACAUUGUUGUAGCCAAAAUGUAAAACAUUAUAAAACUGUACAUUUCUUUGCUAUGGAUUGCUUCUUUUUGUAUACAAGAUACAAAGUAAUGGUUUUAAAAAGUGCAAUCAGGCAGUCAUCGGUCAUAUUGACCACGCCUUCACAGUUCAUCACACCGACAUGGAAAUCAAGAACUUUUAAUCCAACUAGAAGUGUAUAAAAAUAAGAAAAACUUUUUCCUGUCUGUUUUUGUUGGCAUGCUUGUGACACAUGGGACCUUCCUUUGGACCUGACAGUAACAGCUGGCCUAGAUUUAAUUUUCCAGCUCUGGUUAUGUUGUAUUUUAUUGAUGUAUAGAUCCAACGUAAAGACCCUUCAUAAAUUGUUCAUAUAAGUAAUCAGUAUGAAUUUUAAACAGAGGUGUUAUUUUAAAACUGGGACUUAUAGUACAAAAUCAGGAAAAUACUCAAGUAUAAAUGGUCUCAAAGUUUAAGAAACAAGACAACAGCAUUGUAUGCAAUUUAGUACUGAGUAAAAUGCAUGCACAAUGUUAUGCAAAACAAUUCUAGCAUGAAAUAAAUUUUGUAUCAUGGUUUCAGUGCCUGCUGUAUAGUGUAAAGGGGAAUCCUUUUCUGAAGCGAUCAGGGGUUUCCAGAGACUUGCUUCUAAAAAUCUUGAAUAAAUACAGUGUUCUCAACAGAUACGUAGGAAAAAAGCUUGGUAUUGCUUUGGUUCUACAAUGCUAAUUUUGGUUAGUAGAUAAUAAAUGAAGCCUGCAAACACUUGAUACAACUGAUGUCUGAAGAAUCCACACCAUUAGUAAUUUUAUGAGGGAAGAUUAAAAAACCCUAUAAUUAUCUAGGUAUCUUCCUUUUCCUUCCCCAACAAUAAUAAAAGUUUGUCUUUUUAGCUGAUUAAA